Messenger RNA from Cyprinodon tularosa, 3529 nucleotides. RefSeq names its product probable ATP-dependent RNA helicase DHX35. Bases 96 to 2195 code for a protein of 699 amino acids. NCBI's taxonomy places the organism in Eukaryota, Metazoa, Chordata, Actinopteri, Cyprinodontiformes, Cyprinodontidae. The record is from RefSeq and is a predicted model, not a curated record. The transcript has 21 exons. Gene Ontology annotation, cellular component: catalytic step 2 spliceosome; intracellular anatomical structure. Gene Ontology annotation, molecular function: ATP binding; RNA binding.
GGUUUAUCGAUUAACUGGUAAAUCGGCUUGCCAUACCUGACAUCAUUCAGAAAUCUCUUCGCCAGAAGAAAAAAAAAAGUGACGUAGAAGCCAACAUGGCGGCUCCCCGCUCCACGAUGAAAUUUUGGAAGCCGGGGUCUGAGGCUCCGGGGAUCUCAGAGGAACGGGAUCUGAGCUCGGAGACCACCGGAUCCCCCAUCAUCUUCAAUCCAAACACAGCCCUCUCUAUAGAGAAGCAGCGGCAAAAGCUUCCAGUUUUUAAGCACAGAAACAACAUAUUAUACCUGGUUGAAAGCUUCCAGACUGUUAUUAUAGUUGGGGAGACCGGAUGUGGAAAGACAACACAGAUCCCUCAGUACCUGCUGGAGGCUGGCUGGGCCGCGGAGGGGAAAGUGAUUGGAGUGACGCAGCCUCGACGUGUGGCUGCUAUCUCGGUUGCUAACCGUGUUGCGGAGGAGCGAGGUGCCCUGCUGGGACACGAGGUGGGCUACACCAUCCGGUUCGAUGACUGCUCUGACCCCCAAGCCACCAGGAUUAAGUUUCUCACAGAUGGAAUGCUUGUGCGAGAAAUGAUGGCAGACCCUCUUUUAAAAAGAUACAGUGUGUUGAUGUUGGAUGAAGCACAUGAGAGAACUCUGUACACAGACAUAGCCAUUGGGCUACUGAAAAAGAUUCAAAAGAAGAGGCGGGACCUGAGGGUGAUAGUUGCCUCUGCCACUCUUGAUGCCAAGAAAUUCCAUGAGUUCUUCAACCUGAAUGAGUCUGGGGAUCCCAACAAGGACACUUGUGGAAUCCUGACAGUAGAGGGACGUACUUUUCCAGUGGACAUCUUCUACACUGUCAGUCCAGUCCCAGAUUAUGUGAAGGCCACAGUGGAGACGGUGAUGAAGAUUCAUGAGAUGGAAGAUGAUGGGGACGUUCUUGCUUUCCUCACUGGGCAGGAAGAGGUGGAGAAGGUGGUGUCCCUCCUGCAAGAACAAGCCAGAGCUCUUUCUCGAUAUGGUAUGAAGAAACACCUGAGAAUCUUGCCCAUGUACUCUGGUCUACCCUAUGCAGACCAAAUGAAAGUCUUUGAAAGGGCUCCCCCUACUGUUCGCAAGAUUGUGGUGGCCACAAACAUAGCUGAGACGUCUAUCACCAUAAACGGUAUCAUGUUUGUCAUCGACUGUGCAUUUGUGAAGCUACGGGCCUACAAUCCUCGCACUGCCAUUGAAUCUCUGGUGGUCACUCCCAUCUCAAAGGCCUCAGCCAGCCAGAGAGCUGGGAGGGCAGGACGAAACCGACCUGGGAAGUGCUUUAGGCUAUAUACAGAGGAGGACUACGAGAAGCUACCUGCUGCUACCGUUCCAGAGAUGCAACGCUCUAAUUUAGCCCCUGUAAUCCUGCAGCUCAAAGCAUUGGGGAUAGACAACGUUCUGCGCUUUAGCUUCCUUUCUCCUCCUCCAGCCCAGACUAUGGUUCAGGCUCUGGAACUUCUUUACGCUCUUGGAGGUUUGGACCAUUACGGCCGUUUGACUGACCCCAUGGGUGUGCGGAUGGCGGAGUUUCCUCUCAGCCCCAUGUUUGCUAAGAUGCUCCUAGAGUCUGGAAACUUUGGCUGCUCCAAAGAGAUAGUUACCAUAGCUGCCAUGAUGCAGAUCCAGAAUAUAUUUGUUGUGCCUCCGAAUCAGAAGAAAGAUGCCGCUCGUGAACACAGGAAAUUUGCAGUCGCUGAGGGAGACCACCUCACUAUGCUGAAUGUAUAUGAGGCAUUCAUUAAGCAUCAGAAAAGCUCCCAAUGGUGUCAGGAGCAUUUUCUUAAUUACAAAGGUCUUGUCCGCGCCGUCGCAGUAAGAGAGCAGCUUCGCCGUCUCAUGAACAAAUUUAAAGUGCCACGAACUUCCAGUGAAGGUGACCCAGAUGUGAUCUUGAGGUGUAUUGUGUCUGGAUUCUUUGCUAAUGCUGCUCGCAUUCAUCACUCUGGCUCCUAUCGAACUUUACGAGAUGAUCUUGAACUUCACAUUCAUCCCAGCUCUGUGCUGUAUGGAGAGAAGCCUCCGAAGUGGGUCGUCUUUAACGAAGUGAUGCAAACCUCAAAAUACUACAUGCGUGAUGUGACUGCUGUGGAGUCAUCCUGGCUGGUGGAGUUGGCCCCUCAUUUUUACAAGCAGGCUAAGCAUGGUUCGCUGGCCAGCAAGAGAUCUAGAGUCCUCUGAAUAAACCAUCCGCAGAAACCCAAAGGGAAAGCAAGACAGAGUUGUUACUGUGCUCCCAUCCAUUCUCAUUGUAUAUAUGAAGAUAUGAUGUAUAUUUGUUGUUCAUGUCAAACCUAUACAGCUCUUCACACUGUGGCGGUGCUACGAUAGAGUUAGUGUCAGCACUUGUUAAUUUUCUAGCGGGUUUGUUUGUUUACAUAGAAACGAAUGUUUAAGGAGGCCAGGCUGGGCCUGAAUGGCACCCGUUAGAGCAUUUGGUUCACUCAUACCACUAGAAAUAUAUUCUAUACUCAAAGCAGGCUCAGGUUCAAGCUUUAGCUCCUGUGCCACAGGCCCAAUCACACCUGGCUUCAGUAUUUUUUUACAGAUAUGUUGUAGAAGAAAUAUUGAAUGACGAUAGACUGUGAAUUGUUUCCCAAUCAUUGAUUCUUUUUUUUUUCCUCCAGUAUUUUUUUCCCCAUCAUGUUCUUCUUUUAAAUUGGUUAUCUUCACUUUGAUUUUGCCCUGUUGAAUUACUGUCAUGUUGACCUACAGAUUUUAUUUCAGGGUUUUUCUUUAUAUUUUUCAUCAGCAUCGGGCUCUCUUGAUACUGUGAAGAAGCUCCAGUAUAGCUCAGAUUUAGUGGCCUUUUCACCACACUGUGCCGAUUGUUUUUUUGUUUUUAAACAGCCUCUAUGACAUUUCACUUUCAGAGGAAAUAUGUAAAUACUCCCAGAAUAUAUGUAUCGCUGUGAAACUAAAUUAAAAAAGAAGUGCCAUUUAGGAGUGCUGUGAUGACAAAAAAGCAUUUAGAGACACAACCAGGAAUUUAGCCAUAGCAAACAACUAUACACACAGUUUUUUUUUUUAAGUGUCUUAAUUUAUGCUUGGUUAUAAUAUUUUAUUAACCUGUAAACAUUCCAUGUCAUCUGCAUGAACCUCAUUUUUGUCAUAUUUUUGCUCGGACCCUUAAAGCUUUACUUCACUAAGUCCACUGCUGGAAUGGCACAAAUAUUGAUAUGUCUACCUUUUUGUCAUUUACAUGGUGGAAACUGUCUUUAGACUAGUUCAGUAAAUCCGUAAAGACACCAAAAACAGAUAAGAUGCACUCAAACCUAUUAGAUUAUAGGAUCAAGUACAAAUGCAUGUUAAAUGGUACUCUUACAAAGACCUAUUCACUUUGUGGUUGUAUUCCAAGACAAACCUGUUACAUUAUUGAGCAUCCUCCUUUGUGCAGAUGCACAUGUAAGGCAGCAAACAGUAGUCGUGUGUAGCAGUUUAACUCUGAGAGUAAAACCACCAUCUGUCCUUUUCCUGUGACACUCUACAAUAAAGCCUUAUUGUCAUACACUUAA